This is a messenger RNA of Capsicum annuum, 932 nucleotides long. RefSeq names its product CASP-like protein 1. The record is from RefSeq and is a predicted model, not a curated record. The coding region runs from base 98 to 709 and encodes 203 amino acids. The transcript is spliced from 3 exons. NCBI's taxonomy places the organism in Eukaryota, Viridiplantae, Streptophyta, Magnoliopsida, Solanales, Solanaceae.
CUAUCUAUUGGGUUGAUUAGUCACACACAUCUUGAGACACUAACCACAUUAAUUAUCAUUCAAUACAUAAUUUUGGUUCAUCUAGUGUCGUGCACCUAUGGCUACUGAACCCGAAAAGGUUGCUCCGCCAACAGAAGCUCCAGUGGCGGAGCCAGAAAAAGCGGCUCCUCCACCAACAGCUCGGCCCACCGACUACUUUGAGGUGGCUGAUGUGGUGUUAAGGUUGUUAGUGUUUGCUUCGGCACUCGUUUCUGUGGUGGUCAUGUCAACUAGUAAGCAAACCGAAAUAGUCCCAAUACCUAUUCCACCUUACCAAGCACCUCGCUCUGCUAAGUUCAAUCAUUCACCAGCUCUAAUCUAUUUUGUAGCAGCACACUCUGUGGCUGGUUUCUUCAGCAUAAUUACUACACUAGGCUCAUUGUAUUCCCUCAUUAAGCCUGGUUGCUCUGCAAAGAUCAUUUCCCAUUUCAUUGUCAUUGAUGUACUUUUGCUGGGAAUAGUGGCAUCAGCAACCGGAGCAGCAGCAUCAGUGACUUACAUAGGACUAAAAGGCAACACUCAUUCGGGGUGGGGAAAAAUUUGCAGUUUGUAUGACAAGUUCUGCAGAUACCUUGGAGCUUCUGUAGGAGUCUCAUUGUUCGCAACCAUUAUGCUUGUUCUUCUUGUUCUCCUCUCUGUGUAUUCCCUUUCUAAGAAGAUCCCAAAGUGACAAGACAACUAUGGAAACUUGAAUUCUGCAUGUAAAGCAGGAAAAUACCCUUGGUAAAUGUCAGUAUGUGAAAGUGUGUAAUUUAUAAGUACUGUUCAAAUUUGGGUUCUCUGUGUGUUUGACUUUUACUUGUGCAGCUGGUGGAAGUAGACAUUGUCCCAGUUCUUGUAUAUGAAUUCAGUCAAGUGCUUAUAUUGACAUUAAACAGAAAGUUCCCGACUUA